UUAUCCGGUGAAUUCCGAGUUCGCGUUAUUCGCUUAUCGCCGAUUUCUUCUCCGUCGCUCUCCGCCGAGCCGAACCCUAAUGUCGUCGGCGGUCAUUAAAUAACGACACGGUCUAAUGAGGCGCCGACGCAAAGAGGGGAAACGAGGCGAACGAGAGAGAUAAGAAGGGAACGGAGGAGUAGAGUUUGAUCCUGUAGAUGGAGAGGCGGGAUGCUGCGCCGACGAGGCCGCCGAACCCGGGGCCGGGGGUGCCUUACCGAGAGGACUGCUGGAGCGAGGGGGAAACCUCCGUGCUUUUCGACGCCUGGGGUGAUCGCUACAUCGAAUUCAACCGAGGGAACCUCCGGCAGAAGCAGUGGCAAGAAGUCGCCGACGCCGUUAACUCCCGACGCGGCGCCGGCCGCCGACCGUUGCGCACCGACGUCCAGUGCAAGAAUCGGAUCGACACGCUCAAGAAGAAAUACAAGGUCGAGAAGUCCAAGGUUGCUGACGGCGGCGAGAGCCAGUGGCCCUUCUUCUCCCGCCUUGAUGACCUCAUUGGAUCCGCCCUACCUCCGAGCUCCGAGAAGCAAUCCAUGUCUCCGCCACCUCUCGCUCAUCCGAUGCCUUCGCAUCGAAAAGGCUCUGCCUUGCCCGUUGCCUCCGCCGUUCGACCAGCGGAGCCAAAGAAAAAGCCUGGGGUUGCUAUUUCCGCAGCUGUAGACAACGCUUUCUUCAGGCGUGCUGCUGCUGCGGCGGCUGCCGCAGCUGCAGACGAUGAUGACGACGAUGAGCAGGAGAAGGAAGAUGAUGGUUCAGAUUCGUUAUCAAGGUCGUCGUCAAGGUCUGGUAGAAGAUUGAAAAGGGCGAGGGAAGAAGAGGGCAGCGGCGUUCGCGAACUGGCUAAGGCAAUCAUGAAGUUUGCUGAGAUAUAUGAGAGAGUGGAGGAAUCAAAGCAAAGACAGAUGAUUGAGCUGGAAAAACAGCGGAUGGAGUUUGCUAAGGCGUUGAUGUUCCAGAAGGUGCAGAUCAUCGUGGAUUCGCAGAUGCAUCUUGCCAAAAUUAAGCGUUCGAAGCGAUCUGAUACUGGUAAAAGAGUUGAUCUUUCACUCCACCCUACCCUAGCCCAUUUGUAGACAGUUAUGUGGUGGACUUGGAAGAUUCAUCCAGAAACGUUUUAGCUUGUUGAUCAGAAGCAUAUAGAGGGCCCGUAGUUCAGUAGCUUUAGGAACGUUUGAAUUAAUUUAGUAAACUUCUAGCAAGAUUAUUCAGUACCUGAGAGGAUCUCUGAGAUUUGAGAAUGCUACUAGUUGCCCUGGAUACAAAGUCCAAACCUUGAUAAGGAUAUUGGAAGUGGGACAUCCAAUUACUUUUAAUGCACGUGGAGUGUAGUGUGGGACUUCAUUACCAUGUAACGUAAUAUAGUGCUAAUGGAUAGGACAAUGACUAAUGAGGGCCGGAAUAGAUUUUGACAUGAGCACGUGAAUCGUGUGAUUCCUUGACGGCUUCUUCUGCCUACUAAUUAGGAUUAAGGCACCGAUAUAGAAGGAGGUAACAUUGAACAUCAGCCGUUCGAUCAGCAUAACUUUUUGACUUGUACCUAGGGUCAACGCCAACUUGGCGGUAGGUUCUCAUGAUCCUUAGAUUGUGUGAAUCCAUUAUCCAGUCCCUGGCCCCACCAAUGCGUCUAACAAUCUGUCUCACCCAUUAUAAACACCCCCACCACUUCCCUCAGUUCCCUCCAUUCGAUUGAAGCUCUACUGGCUGACUCAGUUUCCAUGCAUGCUCCUCCCAUGGACGACAACAACUGGGAUCUAUUCGCCGUGGUCAGAGCCGCCAGCUCCUUCGCCAUUAGCGACUCCUUAUCCAACUCCAAGGAGGAGGCUGUACGCGUUUCUAAAGACGAGGACGACGGCCUUUUCGGCUUCUGUGAGCUACAGGAUCCCAUAGAAUUCCAUCGACGAGCAUUCAAACAGCAGCAAGUGAUCUCUGAUAGUCAGCAGAGCAGACGAGCCGAGAGGUUGAUUACCCGUUCCAAACUAAGGUACAGAUCGAGUCACUUUGCGACUCUCGCCUACCGUUCGGUAACUGUGGACGCCGGUGAACUUGAUCGCAGGAAGAAUCAGCAGAAGAAGGUGACCUGCCAAGUGCCGGCGGACGGCGCCCAGCCGGACCUGUGGGCAUGGAGGAAGUACGGGCAGAAGCCCAUCAAGGGCUCCCCUUAUCCACGGGGAUACUACAGGUGCAGCAGCUCGAAGGCGUGUGAGGCGAAGAAGCAGGUGGAGCGGAGCAGGGCGGAUCCGGAGAUGUUGCUCAUCACUUACACGGCGGAGCACAACCACCCCGCCCCCGCCCAUCGGAACUCGCUCGCCGGAACCGCUCGCCGGAAGCAAAUCCUUCCGUCGACGAUCUCGCCCGGCCAGGAACCGGCGAACGGCCGCGACGUGCACUUUUUGGAGGGCAGUGGGAACUUUGACGAUCAUUUCUAUCGUUCGACGACGGCGCUGACUCUCUUCGAUCCGCCGGCGCCGGAUGACGGCCGCUCGUUGAGUUCCAUCACUUGAUUUGAAUGAUGUAGCCGUCGAGCAGGUUUAAGGAUAACGAAUUGUAUGCCUCCGCAAGCUUUAAAACGAUCUAUGGCUGCGCAAGCAAUCCGGCGUAAGAUCGCAACGAAAAAUAGUAAAAUUCCGGUGGAGGUCAACUCGCUGAAACAGAGAUUUUUAAAUAUUUAGGAAAUGGGUUGGCAGAUCUACCCAUGAAAUUGUUGUAGUUGCACUGUAGAACAAACCGGAUUUGAGUUUGAACCUUAUGUAUCCUUUUUCGCUAUCGAAUUGCAAAAGGAAUAUGAAAUU
This is a messenger RNA of Zingiber officinale, 2831 nucleotides long. RefSeq names its product trihelix transcription factor ASIL2-like. Gene Ontology annotation, molecular function: transcription cis-regulatory region binding. NCBI's taxonomy places the organism in Eukaryota, Viridiplantae, Streptophyta, Magnoliopsida, Zingiberales, Zingiberaceae. The coding region runs from base 198 to 1115 and encodes 305 amino acids. The transcript is spliced from 3 exons. Gene Ontology annotation, cellular component: nucleus. The record is from RefSeq and is a predicted model, not a curated record.